AACCUGCUGUCAAGGAAUUCCUACUAUACCUAUAGGAAAGUUAUCAGCUGGCUAACACAAAAGAGGAACAGCCCAGGUACCAGGCUCAGCUGUCACCAAGCAACAUGAUUCGUAUAAUUAUUGGACUAACGCUUGCCCUGAGUUCUGUUUCGGCUUUGAAGAUCGGAGCAUUUAACAUCCAGGCUUUUGGGGACUCUAAGAUGUCAAAUCCUGAAGUGACAUCAAUCAUUAUGAAGAUAUUGCCUCGCUAUGAUAUUGUGCUGAUACAGGAGGUCAGGGACACUGAUCUCAGUGCUGUUGAAACAAUGAUGAGUGAAUUGAACAGCCAUUGUAAAAAACCUCAGUAUUCCUAUGUGGUCAGUGAUUCUUUGGGACGGGAUGCUUACAAGGAACGCUACCUGUUUGUCUAUAGGAAUGACAAGGUCACUGCAGAGAACUCCUACCAUUACCACGAUCAUAACCUCUACACUGGAGAAGACACAUUCAGUAGGGAACCAUUUGUGGUCCACUUCAAUUGCCCAAAUACAGCAAUUCAAGAUUUUGUGCUGGUUCCUCUACAUUCUGCACCUAAGGAUGCUGUUCGUGAGAUAGAUGCCUUGUAUGAUGUUUACCGUGAUGUGUUGGAUAAAUGGCAAACUGAUAAUAUUAUUUUCCUGGGAGACUUCAAUGCUGGCUGCAACUACGUCAAAGAAUCUGACUGGGACAGCAUACGUCUGUACACCUGUGAGGACUUUCUUUGGCUUAUUCCUCAUGAUAUGGACACCACUGCCGGGAAAACGCAUUGUGCAUAUGACAGAAUAGUUGUCAGCGGUGCAGAGCUGCAGAAUGCCAUAGUAGAAGACUCAGCUCAAAUUUUCAACUUUCAUAAACAGUACAAGCUGACAUUAGAACAGGCUUUAGCUGUGAGUGACCACUACCCUGUGGAGCUGGAACUAAUGCUAGCUUAAAAGGAAAA
Rana temporaria (common frog) is the source of this 955-nucleotide messenger RNA. Its product is annotated as deoxyribonuclease-1-like. The record is from RefSeq and is a predicted model, not a curated record. The transcript is spliced from 9 exons. Lineage: Eukaryota; Metazoa; Chordata; Amphibia; Anura; Ranidae. Gene Ontology annotation, cellular component: nucleus. Gene Ontology annotation, biological process: DNA catabolic process. Gene Ontology annotation, molecular function: DNA nuclease activity. Bases 105 to 947 code for a protein of 280 amino acids.